GUAUUCAUCUUAUUUACACACAAUUUUUUUUAAAUGCUAUUGACAUAAUUUAAUUUUUUUUUACCUUCUAUUAAAUUGCGAUUACCAUUACCAAGGCUCGAAUUUUAUUCUGAAUGGCAAAAGACAUAUACAAGAUUUUGUUGCAUAGCGCAAUAUGGAAACGUUCACUGCAAAAUGUUUCGAUAACCAAGACAUACUAUUAGGAAAUGAUAACUGUGAUGAUAUUGAGGAAAAUGAUAUUGAUAAAAAUUUAAGCUACAUCAAUUCAAACGAAUUCUAUAAAAGCUCUACUAAUAAAUGCAAAGAAUGUACAAACAUUUCUAGAAGAUAUAAAACAUACUCUCAACUUCCUGCUAUUUAUUUGAAUCAAGGUUGCAAAAGAAAAAGUAUAUACCAGGCUUGCAAAAAUUAUAAAAAUAUUUUUCCAAAGUUAAUAAAGCUUAAAAGCUUGUUUCAGUGUUUUAAAUCGAAUCAGAAAAUAAACUAUAAAAUGAUAGAGAAUGAUUCAAAACUGCUCUCCGCAUCAAAAGCUAUCACAAUAAAUAAUAACCGGCCACUUAUGGUACUAAACUGCAAAAAUUGCAAUAAUAUUUUUACAAAAAAUGACAUAUAUAAAAAUAGUAAUAGCAAUCAAAUUUUUAAGAAUGAUUUAAAAUCAACAAUAAUUGAUAGAUGCAUAUGUAGCAAAAUAAAUUUGGAGAUCGAUAUAUCUCCUGCUAAUAUUAAUAAAUCAUCUAAUCAUUUAUUAGUCAAUAACAAUAAUUUCUAUAACAUGAUCUUACUCGAUCCUCGGCGAAAUAUAAAUGACACUGAGAAAAUUUUCCCUCACGUUAAAAACUUUAUACCAUUUAAUAUAGCUCUGAUGAUUAAUAAUAAGAUUAGAGUUAAACAUUCUCAAGAGCCACCACUAUUGGAUAUACUCUUUGAUUCCGCAUCACAUCAAAUUUUAUUGGAAUCGUUUAAUGAUUUCGAAAGAAUGAAAAAACCUUAUGGAAUUUGGAGUUCUACCAAUAAAUCUUCCAAUUUUAACACCUAUCGGUCAACAAAGAGUGGUUCAUAUUCAAAUAAGGCUGGCUCGAUAGCCAAGAGGAAACCGAUAGCGUUAACUACCGAUGCUAUCAGAGCAGAAUUGGGAUUUACGUCAGGUCUUCACGCGUGGCAAUUAACUUGGAAAAAUUCUCAUCGAGGUACCCACGCAGUUGUAGGCGUGGCUAAAGAAUCCGGAGGAGGAGCAAAAAUGGGAUAUACGACUACCGGCUACAACCCGUUAGUAGGAAAUGAUAUAGAUUCAUGGGGAAUCGAUUUGAAUACUCUUCUGAUAUGUCAUGAUAAAGAGCACUCUGCCACAGUUAAAAGUUUUUCUUGCGAUAAAUAUUAUUUAACAAAAUCAAGCGAAUUAGACAAAACGAGUGGCCAAUAUUGUUUGAAAAAAAAUAACCUCUCUCGAAAGACCUCUGAAUUUUUUUCUCAAAUUCCUCAUAUACCUAAAAUGAUGUAUAAGUUACCUAAUUUAAACUCCGAAAACUUUUAUAGUUAUAAACAACCCGAAUGCCUCUUAAAAAGAACAAAUGUUGGGGCUCUAUCGAAUAAAAUUAACAUUCCAGAAACUUUUAUCGUUGUAUUUGAUAUGAUAAGGGGAACUUUAGGGUUAUACUUUGAUAAUUAUUAUUGGGGACAUGCCUUUUCUUCUACUCAACUUAUGUCAAAUUCAACUCUUUCCACUGCGACUAAUGCAUUGUAUCCCAUAGUUAGUGCAGUUUGGGGCCACGGUGAAAUUGAAAUGGAAUAUAUAAAUGGGAUUGAAAAUCAAACACUCUCCUUGAAAUUGUUAUGCCGAUAUACCAUACGUAAAAAAACGGACUUUUUGUUCAAAUACCAUUGCGACCCAUUUAUCUUCCAUCAGAAUAUUCCUAUAAAUAUUUUAAAUUAUCUUACAAUUCCAUUAAAUCAAUAUAUGUAAAAUUUUUAUAUAAAUUUCUUUAUUCAAUUUUUUAAACAAAUUUUUUUAAUUUAUAAUUGAUUUUUAAAAAAUAUAUUAUUUAAUAUGAAUUAUAUCCUUUUUAGAAAGCAAAUAUAUUU
This is a messenger RNA of Gordionus sp. m RMFG-2023, 2079 nucleotides long. RefSeq lists its product as uncharacterized. The coding region runs from base 155 to 1960 and encodes 601 amino acids. Gene Ontology annotation, biological process: proteasome-mediated ubiquitin-dependent protein catabolic process. Gene Ontology annotation, cellular component: SCF ubiquitin ligase complex. The record is from RefSeq and is a predicted model, not a curated record. The transcript has 4 exons. NCBI's taxonomy places the organism in Eukaryota, Metazoa, Nematomorpha, Gordioida, Chordodea, Parachordodidae.